Messenger RNA from Dreissena polymorpha, 531 nucleotides. RefSeq names its product craniofacial development protein 2-like. The transcript has 3 exons. NCBI's taxonomy places the organism in Eukaryota, Metazoa, Mollusca, Bivalvia, Myida, Dreissenidae. The record is from RefSeq and is a predicted model, not a curated record. Bases 1 to 531 code for a protein of 176 amino acids.
AUGGCGUGGACAAAACAACACAAUAUAAAGCCGGAUCGGUCAGGGCCCGGGGAUAAAACAACGACCGCGCACUCCACCGCCAGUCUCCACAGUGGAUGUGACAAGUUCGCUACUGAAGCUAAUCCAUCGAUCAAGUUGGCAACGAAGGGAACCACCAUAGGAACAUGGGACGUAAGAACACUCAAUACGUGCGGCAAGGUCCAUGAACUGACGCGUGAGCUGAGGCGCUACCGUUGGGAUAUCCUCGGACUAGCCGAGAUUAGGUGGCUAAGAUGUGACAAACAUCAACAGAAGAAGGGCAUACGAUGGUUCAACGGUGAGGAUUCUAUACAUCGCAACGGGGUCGCUUUCAUCGUUAGGAAGGAGGUCUACGCACCAACAGAUGACUACAAAGGCGAUGAGAUAGAACUAUAUGAAGAAUUAGAGCGCAUCAUAGUCGAUGUCCCCAAGAAAGAUAUCCUCAUUGUACCAGGCAACUGGAGCGCCAAGGGUGGAGCAGACGCAUACCAAGACUUGCCAGGGACAUGCUGA